ACUCACGACGUCGUGAUUCGAACGAACCAAGAGUUGAAGCGUAUUUUCCAAGCUCUAAAUGGUUCGAAUGAUGUCCAAAUCGGCCCAUGUUCUUCAUGUCACUACGAUCAGAACAUGAAAUGGGAUGGAGAAUCUCUAGAGGUCUUCCCAGACCAAACUUUGCGUCCAUCUCCUGAGGCAAUGAAAAUGCCACUCUUCAUCGUCAAAGGUGCUGUGCAGGUGUCAUUGUCACGCGAAGCUGUGAAAUGGCUUAAUAGGAUCAACCUCACAAAACUAAUCAAUCAGUUCAACACAGCGGGGAAUUCGGUGGAUGAAAUGCUGAUGAGUACUCUGCAAAUUGCAGACGAAUGGGAAAUGCCUGGACGAUUUACGAAGCAAUGCUUCAUGAAUGGCUCCUUCUAUGAUGGGAUCACAAGAAUGGUGCAGUGGAGAGAGACGAAGGAGCAGUGCAAAGCUGGAUUUCUUCGACACCUUGUCUGUGUGCUUGGCACUGAAGACCUUCCCUCCAUCUCUAGCUACCACCACAUUCUCGUAAAUAAG
This is a messenger RNA of Ostertagia ostertagi, 540 nucleotides long. The record is from the annotation of a GenBank genome assembly. Lineage: Eukaryota; Metazoa; Nematoda; Chromadorea; Rhabditida; Trichostrongylidae.